Messenger RNA from Xenopus laevis (African clawed frog), 2088 nucleotides. It is a transcript of the gene vwc2l.2.S, whose product is annotated as von Willebrand factor C domain-containing protein 2-like, gene 2 S homeolog. The record is from RefSeq and is a predicted model, not a curated record. The coding region runs from base 444 to 1118 and encodes 224 amino acids. Gene Ontology annotation, biological process: negative regulation of BMP signaling pathway. The transcript is spliced from 3 exons. Gene Ontology annotation, cellular component: extracellular region; AMPA glutamate receptor complex; synapse. NCBI's taxonomy places the organism in Eukaryota, Metazoa, Chordata, Amphibia, Anura, Pipidae.
UCUCUUGGAGCUGCUUGAAACUAUAAAGUGAAGCAGACAGAAAGAACCAGUCAGACACUUCAGCCUGACUGAGCAGAAAAUAAACUUGUGAACUCCAAGCAAAAAUUUUCGACCAGAAAUAGGACAAAAGAAACACAGGGCCAUCUUUAUUUUUGUUACAAUAAGAAGAGGUGGGACUGGGAGGAAAACAUUUCUUUUGAGGAUUUCGCUUCUUCCAAUAGUUUGAACGAUCUGUGCCUUAUUGUUAGGAGCUUGUCGAGAUUUGGAAGGUGUCUGCAAAGGAACUCAUCAGACAGAAACGAAUUGUCCACAGUGAAAAGACUAUUUCUGAAGACUUGUUGGAGAAGGACGGUUGAUAGAUAUUUCAAGGCAUAAAAAAAUCUAUCCAUAUCUUCUCUAGAUUUAAUUUGCAUCUAUUUCAUCCUUCCAUCCAGUUGCCAGCUAUGGCUUUGUUUAGUCAUUUCCAUGUUGGAUGCUCCAUGUCAGAGGUGUGCUUCUUUGUCUCUUUAAUGCUUCUGGCUAUAGUGGGUGAGUUCAGCCUUUCCCUAGCUGCGCAGGUGAGUACCUGUGAAGCAAAUGGCAGUAUUUACUAUGUUGGUGAGUGGUACUUCCUGGACUCAGAUCACUGCACUCAAUGUGAGUGCACCACAGAGGGCCCAGCCUGUUCAAGGACAGAGUGCACAGCCCUGCCACCAGCCUGCAUGCACGUCAGCCACUACCCUACAGACUGUUGCCCCCGCUGUGAGAAGAUUGGCUGUGAAUACAGAGGAGAAGUGUAUGAGCUGGGAGAACAAUUCCAGCCCUCAGAAUGUGAGCAGUGUACGUGUGACACGGAUGGAAUUGCCCGCUGCCUGGUAGCAGACUGUGCCCCUCCUCCAUGCGUUAACCCUGUGUAUGAGAAGGGAGAGUGCUGUCCACGAUGUAAAGAUGGCCCAAAUUGCUAUUCCGAUGCCUCUCAGAGCCGUGUGAUCCCUGGUGGUCAAUACGUUUGGGUGGAUUCGUGCACCAAGUGCCGUUGUCAUGAUGGACAAGAUGUCGGCUACUGGGAGGGAAAUCGACUUGCAAAGUGUGAGAAAACAAAGAACUGUAACCCAGAUGAAGACAGAGAAAAUUCUUAGAAAUACAGUGCUUACCCUUAUACUGAUCCUGAUCACUCCGUAAACAUCAGAACACUUCAGCAGUACAUCAUUGGAUGAACAGUGGGCUGACCUCCUCACUAAGACUGCACCCCCUUCUUCUAUGAUGACAUAUUUCUGUGUGAAUAACCAAAGAAUGGAGAUAUUGCAAACCACAUAUUUCACUUUAUUAACUUUAGGGGAGGCACAUAAUAAAAAUGCCCUUCUCAGUGCGUAAUUCCAAGUAAUUUUGUAUUCCCGAAGUUAGUGGGCACCUAUAGAAAAAGUGUCAGGAAGGUUAGAAAGGAGCAGCGCCGCUAAGAACAUGCAACCAAAUGUCAUUGCACUGCACCUUUACCACUUUAUUGCUCCUUUGCAUUCAGCACAUUGGUAUUUGUAGUAUUACAGCUACAGGCUGCAAUGACACUAGCAACGCCAUAUUGUUUAUCUGCCAAAGACUAACCCAUAUCUAUAUUGUCUCAUACCCACUCUCUGGCUAAACUGACCCAUGGCUGGAUCCAUGUGAAUUCCAAACAUUUGCCUGAGCCUGAUCCAUUUCCAGUUUAGGAAUUCACAUUCUAAGGCAAUUUUAUUUGCUGGUGUCAGAUGUAAAUUUGCAGCAAAAAUUUCAGAAAAAUUAUUGGAACUAUUUAUGCCCCAAAACAGAAGACUUCAAGAAUUCUUUUCAUCACCAGUCAAUUUAUCUGGCAGUCUUUUCUUAUCCUUUAGUUAUCCUGGGUAAAUAAAAUAUAUCAUAGAUCAUUUACUUGUAAAAUGCUUUGAAUGUGCUUAUUUAUAUUUAGGAAGGUGUAAUAGGUUUAAGCAUUUUAUGUGUGUGUUUAUUUGAGAGUCCUAUCCUAAUUAUAUCAUAUGGGACUUACAUAUUAUCCCAAGACACAAUGAGGCAGAUUUAUCAAAGGUCGAGGUAAAUUUUCGAAUGAAAAAAAAUCGAAUUUCGAGCUAUUUUUUGUGU